This is a messenger RNA of Sinocyclocheilus rhinocerous, 1816 nucleotides long. RefSeq names its product growth arrest-specific protein 1-like. The record is from RefSeq and is a predicted model, not a curated record. Lineage: Eukaryota; Metazoa; Chordata; Actinopteri; Cypriniformes; Cyprinidae. The coding region runs from base 925 to 1668 and encodes 247 amino acids. The transcript has 3 exons. Gene Ontology annotation, biological process: regulation of cell cycle.
UUGGAACGACGUGAGGGUGAGUAAAUGAUGACACGAUUUUAACGAUUUUUGGGUGAACUGUCCCUUUAAUGGUCCUAAAAUAUAUCCAUUACGCAAGUGUAAUUUCUUGGUCAUUUUGACUUUGGGGUGAAAUGUGACGUGUUUUUGGAGAUUGACCCAUCCAAACCAGACCUGAAGGUGUUUAUUAGCAAUAGUCUUGAAGGGCUUAUGGGAGCAGGAAUGGAGGUAGAACCCAGUUUCCCCUAAACAUCCGCACUAACACAGUCACAUUUGACCCUUGACCUUUGACCUUUCAUUGAGUGGUGCCGUUUUGUGCAGGUGGUUUGGUGUCGUCGUGAUGCAGAUGUCGACCUUUUUCUUUCUGGUUGUUCCUUCUUAUGGAGACUCAAAAUAAUGAUUUGAAAUGCUGUGCUGCUGAGCGCAGUACCGUUUCUGGCCGCUAGAUGGGGACACUGCCAAACGCUUCACUAACACACUGUCCGCUUUCAUGAAGAAGCUUGAUAUAGCAGGCGAGCUUUGCCAAAAACGGCGUUACUAUGCAAUCCCCCGUUCGCGACCAAUAGAACAACAGAAUGCAUAAUGAAGAGAGGAGCGGAGGGGGUUCUGGAGGAGGGGUCUCCGUGCGUAAAUGAAAGAGCCGGAGGGACAAAGACAUGCAGCAUGCAACAGGACUCCGAGAGCAGAAAACACACUCCAAAUAACAUGCAAACCCCAAACGCAGAAGGAUUCUUACGCAUUAAGAGGAUAAACAUUUGAAAUGCACUCAGGAUGCAACCGGAUAGCAGCAAACUGAGCUGAUCGCACAGAUAACUGCUGAACUUUCAGUCUGAAAAGCUUCAUUGUGGAGUAAAUGCAUGCUGACGCACCAUGUUGUGCUUUCACGGAUUGAUGCAAGCAUGCACCUAAUCUGAGUUCGCAGGCAAAAUGGAGAGCAGCAUCGUUCCCGUCGCAUUUCUCUCGCUUGCGAUGAUGCUGGAUGCGCAGAUGGUUUGCUGGCAGGCGCUGAUGCGAUGUCAUGAAGAACGCGAUUGUGAGCUUGCAUAUAACCAGUAUUUGACGGCAUGCGAUGGGAUCAUCCGCGGUGGCAGACGCCAGUGUCCAAGCCAUUGCAUCAGCGCGCUUAUCCGCCUUAACCAGACCACAAACGGCCCGUUUCUAGAGACCUGUGACUGCGGGAUCGACCCCGAGUGCCUGCGAGCCAAACGAGCCGUCGAGCCCUGUCUGCCGCGGACGCAUCCGGGUGAUGCCGAUGGGAUCGGUUGCACCGAAGCGCGCCAGCGAUGUGAAGACGAGCCCAGCUGUCAGUCAUCCCUCACCGCAUAUCUAUCCCACUGUGGACAGCUGUUCAACGGGAGGAAGUGUUCGUCUCGGUGCAGAGCCACCAUCGAGGAGCUGCUGUUCAUGCCGAACGGCGUGCUGCUGAACCAAUGCGUGUGUGACGGGCUGGAGAGGCCGUUUUGUGAGGUGGUCAAACAGAAUAUGGUCAAACUGUGUUCGAUAGGAGACAACAGCGUCUCCAUGGACCACGAUGGCACAGACGAUGCAUAUGAGGACGAGGAUUACGAGGCGACUGAUGCUGAUGCGGUGAUGUCGUUUACAAGCGCUUUGACUCUUUCUCAACACGUGGCUUUGCUGUGCAUUGCAUUUGCUCUGGCGUUCACACUUUAAAGUGGACAUUUGUGACCCUGGAGCACAAAACCAGUCAUAAGGGACACUGAAAUGUAUGCAUUUGAAAGCUGAAUACAUAAGCUUUGCAUUGAUGUAUUAGGUGUGUGUUAGGAUAGGAGGACAAUAUUUGGCUGAGAUGCAACUAUUU